This is a messenger RNA of Jaculus jaculus (lesser Egyptian jerboa), 1298 nucleotides long. It is a transcript of the gene Snx15, whose product is annotated as sorting nexin 15. The record is from RefSeq and is a predicted model, not a curated record. The coding region runs from base 124 to 1140 and encodes 338 amino acids. Lineage: Eukaryota; Metazoa; Chordata; Mammalia; Rodentia; Dipodidae. Gene Ontology annotation, molecular function: phosphatidylinositol binding. The transcript has 8 exons.
UGUUCCCUGCACCGGAAGAAGGGCGCAGGCCCUGUGGAGGCGGUAGCUGGUGGAGACUCAAGGGACGGGGGCGACGUGUGGGAAGUGAAGGCUGGCGGUGAGUUCCUCUCCAGCUCGGGUGUCAUGUCCCGCCAGGCAAAGGAUGACUUCUUGCGACAGUACACGGUCUCCGACCCCAGGACGCACCCCAAAGGCUACACGGAGUAUAAAGUAACAGCGCAGUUCAUCUCUAAGAAGGACCCCGAGGAUAUCAAAGAGGUGGUGGUCUGGAAGCGGUACAGUGACUUCCGAAAGCUGCAUGGAGACUUGGCCUAUACUCACCGCAACCUCUUUCGCCGCCUGGAGGAGUUCCCGACUUUCCCCCGUGCUCAGGUGUUUGGCCGAUUUGAAGCCUCCGUGAUUGAGGAGCGGCGGAAGGGUGCAGAAGACUUGCUGCGCUUCACAGUGCCCAUACCUGCGCUCAACAACAGCCCCCAACUCAAGGAGUUCUUCCGGGGUGGAGAGGUAACCAGGCCCUCUGAGAGGCCCAGGGACCAGCAGCACACCCUGCCACCUCCUCUGAUCCCUACACCCCCUCUUGAUGAGCUUCGGCUGCCUCGGCCACUCCCUGUGGAAAGGAGGGGCAUGGAGGAGUUGGAGGUGCCAGGGGACCUCCCACCAUCCAGCCCUGCCCAGGAGGCUUUGGAUCUUCUCUUUAGCUGCGGCAGCACUGAAGAGGCCUCUGGUUCCCCUGCCAGAGGCCCCCUCUCUGAGGCUGAGCUCGCCCUCUUUGACCCCUACUCCAAGGAGGAAGGUGUGGGCCCCAGCCCUACCCACACAAGUGAACUGGCAGCCAUGGAGGUAGAGUCCAAAAGGCUGGACCAGGAGCCCUGGGAACCAGGAGGGCAGGAGGAGGAAGAGGAGGAAGAAGGAGAGUCCACCCCUGCCUAUCUGAGACAGGCCACGGAGCUCAUCACCCAGGCCCUACAGGAUGAAAAGGCAGGGGCCUAUGCUGCUGCACUCCAGGGCUACCGAGAUGGGGUACACAUCCUGCUUCAGGGGGCCCCAGGUGACCCGUGCGCUGCCCGCCGGGAAGGGGUGAAGAAGAAGGCUGCUGAGUACCUGAAGCGGGCAGAGAUCCUUCACGCGCACCUGCCCUAGCCGCCCUUCCUGGGACGCCAACUUCAGCACUGCCAGCCUCCCCGACUCCUCUCCCCAGGGCCUGGCCCUUCCUCUUGUUCCCCAGGGACCAUAUCUGUAUGUAACUGGACCAAAAACAGUAAAAACAAAGACUUCCUAGCUCUCCACCUGCCUGACUA